Molecule: messenger RNA, 1172 nt
Organism: Neomonachus schauinslandi (Hawaiian monk seal)
Lineage: Eukaryota; Metazoa; Chordata; Mammalia; Carnivora; Phocidae
Gene: VSTM2A
Product: V-set and transmembrane domain containing 2A
Exons: 5
Coding region: 450-1172 (240 amino acids)
Source: RefSeq, a predicted model, not a curated record
AGUUAAAGGCAUCAUCGCAGCCAUUAGAGGGAAAAGUUGCGGCGCGGCGAGCCCGGUGAAGUCCUCCAGCCCGCCCCCCUUGCCCACUCCCCACUUCCCUAGCUGGCUCGGCGUUUAGGGAGGGCAGUGAUCACGCAAGCCGGAGCAGCGGGCUGACGUUGGACGAGCUGCCAGGUAGCUGAAAGCAGGCAGCGAAGCAGCGGAGGCGCUUCCCCGCGUUACAAGCCCGAGUGUGGACUCGAAGCCUCUCCGAAUCCGAGCCAGCUGGUUUUAACCUUCGCGAAUUGCACUCCCCUCUCCCCAGAGCCAGUCCUCGCGGAGUGAGCAGCAGGAUGUUUGCUGGGUCGCGCGCAGGGCUCUGAGACUGAGCCUCUGAUACGUUUGCAUUCCUAUCUUUUUGGGCUUUUUGGCUGUUGGCUACACUGAUGUGACCCCCCCCCCCUUUUGGAAUGAUGGGGAUCUUUUUGGCAUAUGUUGGAUUUGUUUUCUUUUCCGUUUUAUAUGUUCAACAAGGGCUGUCUUCUCAAGCAAAAUUUACCGAGUUUCCGCGGAACGUGACGGCGACCGAGGGGCAGAAUGUGGAGAUGUCUUGCGCUUUCCAAAGUGGCUCUGCCUCGGUGUAUCUGGAGAUCCAGUGGUGGUUCCUGCGGGGGCCCGAGGACUUGGAGCCCGGGGCCGAGGUGGCUGGUGCGCAGGUGGAGCUGGUGCCCGACCGAGACCCGGACAACGACGGGACCAAGAUCAGUACAGUGAAAGUCCAAGGCAAUGACAUCUCUCACAAGCUUCAGAUUUCCAAAGUGAGGAAAAAGGAUGAAGGUUUAUACGAAUGCAGGGUGACCGAUGCCAAUUACGGAGAGCUACAGGAACACAAAGCCCAGGCCUACCUGAAAGUCAACGCCAACAGCCAUGCCAGGAGGAUGCAGGCCUUCGAAGCCUCGCCCAUGUGGCUGCAAGAUAUGAAGCCUCGCAAGAAUGUCUCCGCGGCCAUUCCCAGCAGCAUCCACAGCUCUGCCAACCAGCGAAUGUACUCCACCUCCAGCCCUCAAGCGGUAGCCAAAAUCCCCAAACAAAGUCCACAAUCAGCAAAGAGCAAAUCGCCUGUAAAAUCUACGGAGCGGACAGCAAAGUUGACCCUAAACUCCAAGCACCACUCUGCACCCACUGUUCUCUAA